AUGGAGAGGCGGGAGCGCGGCGGGAAGGCGGCGCCGGGCCCGGCCCCUCAGGCGUCGCCCGGGCCGGCCCGGAGGGAGAGGCGGCCCAGCAUGUUCGAGAAGGAAGCAUAUGCACAGAUAUUAAAGGAAAGACUGAGAGAAUCUUUCCAUGAUGUUCAGUAUGUUGAACCUCCAUUUGAUGACUCAAUUGCUGAUAUAGGUAAAGAAUGGAAGACGGCCCUGGCAAAACUAAAGUUUGCUAAUUCAUACAGAAUGGAACCGUUGAAGAAAUUCCAGGCUCAUUCAGUAGAAACCAAAGUGCAGCAGAUAUUAAAGGAAAGUCUUAAAGAUGUCAAAUACGAUGAUAAAGUCUUCUCUCAUUUGUCCCUUGAAUUGGCAGACCGCAUAUUGUCAGCAGUCAAAGAAUUCGGGUUCCAUCGUUACAAGUUCAUUAUAAAAGUAUUGUUUAUUCAGAAAACUGGUCAAGCAAUAAAUAUUGCCAGCAGAUGGAUCUGGGAUGUUGCAUGGGACAGCUGGGUUGAAGCUAAACAUGAAACUGAAUCGUACGUGGCACUGGCUUUGGUAUUUGCUCUUUAUUGUGAAUAGCUUCUGACCUGCUUUUCACCCC
Ochotona curzoniae (black-lipped pika) is the source of this 607-nucleotide messenger RNA. RefSeq names its product dynein light chain Tctex-type 2 (gene DYNLT2). Bases 1 to 585 code for a protein of 194 amino acids. The record is from RefSeq and is a predicted model, not a curated record. Gene Ontology annotation, cellular component: cytoplasm; cytoplasmic dynein complex. NCBI's taxonomy places the organism in Eukaryota, Metazoa, Chordata, Mammalia, Lagomorpha, Ochotonidae. Gene Ontology annotation, biological process: microtubule-based movement. The transcript is spliced from 5 exons. Gene Ontology annotation, molecular function: dynein intermediate chain binding.